UUACGAAAAUCAUACAUGAAAAAUUUUACAGGUAUUUUGUGCCGAAAAAAAUAGUUUUAAUUGGAACUCAUGUAAUUUCUGUAAAAUGUUGAUUUAGUACAGAGAUGUGUAUGCAAUGGCUGUGGUGCAACGGGAUGAUAAGUCGUACCGUGCAUGUUGUGUGUAAACCGUAGAAGUGGUAUUGUUAUUUUAAUUGGCGUGUCCAUUGUAAGGUACAGCUAACGCAAACAGAACGUAUUUCCUUCCCGUAUGGCUGCCUAUCUUAACCGCACUAUGUCCAUGAUGGCUGGCGACGGGCCCCACAACGUUGCGAUGAACAAUGGUACUGUCCGCGUGAAUAUGUCCAAUGUGGACUCUCCUCUGCAGAUAUUUGUGAGGGCCAAGAAGAAGAUAAACGACAUAUUUGUUGAAAUUGAUGAUUAUGUCAAGGAUGCUGUCAGUUUUAUGCAUGCUGUAUCAGGUGACAAUGGCAUCGCAUCAGUGCAAGAUGUGGCAAAUGUUGAGGCAUAUGUCAGUAAAGUUCAGGCAAUACGGGAAGUCCUCAAGCGAGAUCACAUGAAAGUUGCGUUCUUUGGCAGGACAAGUAAUGGCAAGAGCACAGUUAUCAAUGCUAUGUUGCAUGACAAAAUUUUGCCGAGUGGCAUCGGGCAUACAACAAACUGCUUCCUACAAGUGGAAGGCUCCGACACAGACGAGUCCUUCAUGAGGACUGAGGGCUCUGAGGAGAAGCUUAAUGUUCAGUCAGUAAGCCAGCUCGGACACGCCCUGUGCGCGACGAGGCUUCAGGAGUGCUCGCUGGUGCACGUGUACUGGCCGCGCGAGCUCUGCGCGCUACUGCGAGACGAUGUGGUGCUGGUGGACAGCCCAGGAGUCGACGUGACGCCCAAUCUGGACGAGUGGAUCGACAAGUACUGCCUCGACGCGGACGUGUUCGUGCUCGUCGCCAACGCGGAGUCCACGCUCAUGGUUACGGAGAAGAAUUUCUUCCACAAAGUAUCAACGAAAAUAUCACAACCGAACAUUUUUAUAUUGAACAAUAGAUGGGACGCCUCCGCUUCAGAACCAGAGUACCUGGAUCAGGUUCGAAGUCAACACGCGAACAGAUGCGUGGACUUCCUGUCCCGGGAGCUGCGCGUGUGCUCGCCCAAGGAGGCCGAGGAGAGAAUCUUCUUCAUCUCGGCCAAGGAGGCGCUGCUCACGCGCAUGCGCGAGCGAGAAAAACCUGUCUCUUCUCCCAUCCUCGCGGACGGGCAUCAAGUGCGAUACUUCGAGUUCGUGGACUUUGAGCGCAAGUUCGAAGAGUGCAUCAGCCAGUCGGCCGUGCGUACCAAAUUCGCGCAACACUCUCGCCGCGGCAAGAAUAUAGCCGGCGACGUAAUGAGCGCUUUGGAACAGGUGUACAGCACGUCCUGCGACCAGAAGUCCGCGAAGGUUGAAAAGCAACGCAUACUGCAGGAACAGCUGACCGCUGUGGAGGAACAGCUCACGGCCAUCACUCGCCAAAUGAAGGACAAGAUUGGACGCAUGGUCGAGAGUGUCGAGCACAAGGUGUCCCUAACACUGAGCCAAGAGAUCCGAAGACUGUCGGCACUGGUGGACGAAUACGAAUCGCCCUUCCGCAACGAGCGAGCGGCGCUCGAGCAGUACAAGCGGGCGCUGCACCGACACGUGGAGUCGGGGCUCGGCUCCAGGCUCAAGAAGCGACUGUCCUCUGACAUCGGCCAUGAGAUGGACGAAGCUCAGAAGGAAAUGGCAGAGCGCAUGUACAACAUCCUGCCGGCGCACAAGCGCGCGGCGGCCGCCAGUUGCAUCGUCCCGCACCAGCAGCCCUUCGAGGUGCUGUACCGGCUCAACUGCGACAACCUGUGCGCCGACUUCCACGAGGACCUCACGUUCCGCUUCUCCUACGGCAUCACGGCGCUCAUCCAGCGCUUCCAGGGCCGCCACGCGAACAAGAUUGCGCUCAAGAACCCGCCCACCGUCACGCAGAUCCCCCCCAGCAUGGGUCCCGCAGCGCCCUCUAUGGAGGUGUCGCGACUGAGCAACGGCCCCUCGGCAAUGGGCCCGCUCAGCGCCGAGGAGUGGAGCAUGAUAUCAAAGUUCGCGCUGGGCGCUCUGACGUCACAAGGCACCAUGGGGGGACUGCUUCUCUCUGGAUUGCUGCUCAAGACGGUGGGCUGGCGGGUGGUGGCGGUGACGGGGCUGGUGUACGGCGCGCUGUACGCGUACGAGCGGCUCACGUGGACGGCCAAGGCGCAGGAGCGCGUGUUCAAGCGCCAGUACGUGGCGCACGCGGGCCGCAAGCUACGCCUCAUCGUCGACCUCACGUCCGCCAACUGCAGUCACCAAGUGCAGCAAGAACUAUCGACAAUGUUCGCCCGUCUCUGCCGACUCGUCGACGAAGCGACGACGGAAAUGGACAUAGAGCUGACAGAAGUUAGAGAAGCAAUCAAAAUGCUGGACGAGGCCUCCACGUCGGCGAAGAAGUUGCGGAACAAGGCUAACUACCUGAGCCACGAGCUUGAACUGUUCGACGACGCCUUCCUCAAGCAUUAAGGGCUGGGAGCACAGAGAACAUUGAAGCUGGAGUCACUCGAGCCUGGGGAUGCAUUUCACUGUCAAUGGUUGACCAACUGGUGCCGAGCAGCUGAUUAAACGUUGGGUUAUUCUAGUGAUAUAGUGUAUACUUUGUUGAUAGGUCUCGACCGCAGCGGGUUUUCCAGAUAAGUGUAAAACCACAACAUCAAGAACAUACAGAAACCGUAUUCACGACUAAUAUUGAAGCUUCAAAACCACUUCUUUAGUUAGCUCACUCCAUUUAGCAGUUGACAGUAAUAAUUUUACCUCUAAUGUUCUGAAAGUUUACCAUAUAAUGGGGAAAACGGGAUAAGUUUUUGGCUUCCUUACUCGGGUGUGAAGUGAGACGUAAGCGAAGCGUUGUCACUGUUUUUGGACACAAUGCACUGCGUGCAAUAGUGGCUGAAUGUGGGUUCUAUAUGUUCUUAACUCUGUGUGUAAAACAGUACAAAGGGUAUCGUCAUUUUCUGUAAGCAAUUACGUGCUACCGUUUACAGCUACGCAAACGGUGUUACCGUACAAAUGUAUACUCUCACGUAGUAGGGAAGUUAGCUGGAUUUCUUUUUAUUAGAAAAAAAUUACGACGCCCUAAAUUAUAAAGACCAGAAUUUCAAUAAACCUGCCUGGAAAUUAAUUGAAGGCGUUUUAAAUCUGGCAAUAGUUCAACGUCAGAAAAACCUAUGGUUCGGGUGUGCGAAAGAUAUAGCGAGAUGUUCUCACUCUUUCUCGUAGAAACCGUAGGAAUCUAGCCUAUAAUCUCUGCGGAAAGUAGUCGUCGUCAAGCUCUCGUCACAAAGUUGCCCGGUAGCUGAUUUCGGGGUCACACGCCUAUUCCAUUUGCAUUACAUCCCAUUGGAUUUCUUUUUACUCCACUAAGGAUCUGCUUGGGUUUUCAACCUUCGUGGCGUUGACUUUUUGACGCUAUAAAAUAGGGAUGGCAAACCGCACACAACGUGUCAGUUUUGUCAAAGUUUUAUUUGAUUUGACCGUGACGUUGCCUAUUAACCUAAUUUGAUUGGUGCGGAAAUAACUUACCGAAUAAAUAUUUAGCGAUAACGUUUGUAAAAAUGUAACCCAAUGCAGAAAAUGUAUGUGUUAGAUAAAUAAAACUUAGUAUUAAAUUAUAGGCGCGAUUAGGCCGAGUGCUGAAUUGUUGUAAAUUUUAUUUUAUUUUAGUUUAAUGUCAAAAAUUAAAAGGGCAAAACUAGCGCGCUAUUUUUACUCAUGAAUAUAUUUGCUCCGGUAUUUUGUGUUUGAAUAUGUCCGUUUACCAUACUUGCUAUACACUUAUAUCAAUAAGAAAUCAUGUAUCGACCCAAUGAUUACCCUUAGUAUAAAAAUUGCGAUGACGAAUUAAAAAAUUUUAAUUAUGUUAAUGCGAAUGUUAAACGCUACAGUCGGGACUUUAUUGAUGUUCUGUUGUGUGCAUGACUUAUUUAUUGUUGAAAGCUGUUAUAGUCGUACUAAUUCUGUGGAAGGUGGUCUUGUUUACGUAUUUCUCAGCCCCUCAUACACACAAACACCUUAAUUAAUAAACGUGGCGCAACGUCAGAAUAGUAGCGCAGUGUUUUGUCACACUCCAACUGACAGCAACUGUCAAAUGCCAGAAUGUGACAAAACACUGCUUAUCUAGAUACUCCAACAUUAUAUGUACCACGGUUAAAAGAAUCCAUAUUUUAUAUUUAUGCCACCAUUUGAUGUACCUUUUUUGCUUGACUGGCACGUUGGCUCUGCGAGAUGAUCGCGCAUGCACCAUUUCAAUAUUAGCGCAGCAACUCGUGAUUUAUUUAUUGCCGGUUUUUUAAAAUUAAAUAUGAUGUGAUAAAUAAAAUGAGUAUUUUACAUGAUUGUCGCGAUGUAGGGUUUCCUUGAACGGCUUCUUUCUAGAAUAUUAUACGAUUUAAUAUAACUGAACACGAGUCAAGAUUCUUGCCGUUGCAUAUAGUUUGCAAUGCUAUUACAUUUUCCAGUGCGGGGUUGCCAUUCCAGCAUCCUGCGUUCAUAAGAUCUAUUGAACCUUUGAAUUUCCUAAUCUCCUGCGCAAUUUCUGACACUCCAGUUCUUUAUUUCGAUUUAAUCAGGUUCUAUCGUGUCUCCUGAAUUUUCUGAUCAAACCCAUAAAACCAGAAAGUGGGUUGAUGGAAAAGGGGGAUGGAUAAAUAGACAUACAUAACCAAACCACCGGCCAUCUUUUUGUUGUUGUCGUGUACCAUGUUUAUAAGUGUUAAUUUUAAUUUCCUGCCAGCACCUUUGAGUCAUGACAAAUAUUACCUGCAGAGCCACUAACUUGUCGCACGAGCGAAAACCUAGUGCGCAAUAUCGUCGCUUAGUAACAACACCGUGCCAGUCAAAUUAGCAUUGUUUUUAGGAGAAACAAUAAACCGCUUUCUUAUAAUUUUAUAUAAAAAUCGCAUUAAUUACCUGUCUAUUAUAAUGUUUAAAUAGAGAUUUUUAAAGUAGCUAUAAUGAAAGGUUUAAGUAAUAUUUGUUUUUAGCAUAAUAUAAUAAGACGAUGUUUUGUUUGUCCUGAAAAGUUUGGUAAUGUCGCUUGCGCGAUUUUAUUAGAUAAGACGAAAUAUAAAGAAUGUAUUGGACGAUAAGCGUGUCUCCGAUGUUUAGCGCAACGAAAUGCGACGUGGUUCUCGCAUGCAAAUAAUACUUGAUGAGCAGAGUCUUAGUCGCAAAUCAAACAAUUCAAAACUAUCGGCCGAUCCUUUAGUCCGUAGGUGGAGGUGACCCCGUAGCCUGGCACAGCCUAUGAAGGAUGUAUUGUCUACCAAAUACUGUUGAUAUUAAUAGUUGUGAUUUGUGAGAUAUAUGUGAUAUUCAGUUGUAGACCGAUCUGUAAACGGAAGAGUCUAAAAAAGUCUUUUAUUUUAAAAAUUGGCAAUUUACAAUUUGUGUUCAUAAGUUUUCGCGUUUAGAAAUGCCUCUUCUUUUUACUUUAAAACUGUUAAUUCAGUUUUGGUGUGCAACAAAAUUCAUAUUCCUUCGUCCUUAAAAGCGAUUUGAUUCCCCGUGACCUUGAGAUAAUGCCUCUAUGUAAGGUGAAAUUGUAUAUUCAACUUAUGUGUAGAAAUAUACUAACCCUCUGUAAAUUAGUUUUGUUGUUGUUGUUUUUUUGUAUAAAAGCUUUAUAAUGUUUAUUAGAAUAAAAUCACGUACACUCUAUAGGUUUCUCGGGUGUAGAUUUUUCUGUUAUAUGUUUGUUCUUUAUUGGAAUUGGCGUUAACCUGUCUGUUAAGCGUACAAGAGCGUUUAAUGAGAAACACUAUUGGAAUUCAUCACUCACUCUUUUGAUGAGUUUUCUCGCGAAAAGAUACACGCGAGAAUUUGCAGGAAGAUUCUCUAAAGAAUAUUACAGUACAGUACAGUACUGAGUACAAUUUCCUCAGAGAAUCACCUAACUAACAAAGUCCAAGAACUUGUUACGUUAUAUUAUCCUGUUAUUAUUAUACUUGUAUGAUAAUUAGAUAAAUUAUAAAAAAAUAGCAUCGAUAACAGAUGAAUAAAAUUACCCCUAUUUUGUAAAAAAUCAGGCCACUAUAUUGAAUAAAGAUAUUGUCAGCAGCGUGACUGUUAAGAUUUUUAUAUUUUUAAAUGGACAUAUUAUAUAGGAAACAAAAAACGUAACAUGCAACCGUAAUCUAAAUCUUCUAGUAAGUUUUGACUGAAUGAAUGAGUGUGGCGUAGCUUUAUGAGAUUUCCAUGUUAUUUUUUUUUUCAUUUGCGCUGUCUUUAUGGGCCUUGUUAAGGUCUAAUUAUUAGUGCGGCAUAACGUUGGAUAUGGAUAUAUUAUGAUGCAGUGUUUUUUCAUACGUCACUUCUAAAUACCUCCUUUUUCAGAGCGUGAACAAACUAGUCCAACGUUAUAAUAAUAAUAAUAUAAGUUUAAUUCAGGUAAGACCCAUCUCAAUAUACACGUUAAAGAAUAAAUUAAAUAAUUAAUUAUAUUAUAAAGAUCUAUAAAAGAUUGAAUACUAUUAAUAAAAACGAAUAAAAUAUAACAAAUUACCCCAAAAACACCCAAAACAAGUUGGUCACGUUUAUUAAUAAGACCCUAUUAGAUUACUAGAAGUUUAGUGUUACGUUCUUAAUAUGAGAUUAUUAAUUAAUCGUCAAUAUUAGUUAGCGCAACAAAGUUUAAUGUAAUGCCCAGAAGACUUAAAACAAUUAAUUGAAACACGAUACAUUGGCUUUAAUCUUUAAAUUAUAAUAUCUUAAAUUAAAAUUACAUAAGCUGAUACAGUCUUGUAAUUUUUAUUAUUGCUACAUAAUUCAAUAUUAUGGUUCCCAUCAAUAGGAAACAC
Pararge aegeria (speckled wood butterfly) is the source of this 6887-nucleotide messenger RNA. It is a transcript of the gene Marf, whose product is annotated as transmembrane GTPase Marf. The record is from RefSeq and is a predicted model, not a curated record. The coding region runs from base 250 to 2556 and encodes 768 amino acids. NCBI's taxonomy places the organism in Eukaryota, Metazoa, Arthropoda, Insecta, Lepidoptera, Nymphalidae. Gene Ontology annotation, molecular function: GTP binding; GTPase activity. The transcript has 16 exons. Gene Ontology annotation, biological process: mitochondrion localization; mitochondrial fusion. Gene Ontology annotation, cellular component: mitochondrial outer membrane.